Messenger RNA from Hermetia illucens (black soldier fly), 5189 nucleotides. RefSeq names its product cell surface glycoprotein 1 (gene uncNacbeta). Gene Ontology annotation, cellular component: cytosol; nascent polypeptide-associated complex. The record is from RefSeq and is a predicted model, not a curated record. Lineage: Eukaryota; Metazoa; Arthropoda; Insecta; Diptera; Stratiomyidae. The coding region runs from base 317 to 3589 and encodes 1090 amino acids. The transcript is spliced from 3 exons.
CCGUCAUUCCCUUUGGCAGGAGUCGAGCUCGGCCCGCCUCAUUCAAAUUCAUAUUUAUCCAGGAAAAGAAAUUUCCCUGAGCGGCUAGGAAAAGGAAAAAUAUCGUGAAACUCGACGAAACUUUUCUGGCCAUAUUGCGAAAAUUUUCCCCGUCGUGUGUGUGCGACUGGCGAAAAAUUUAUUGUGGGGGUUUACGAUAGAAGCACGUGCUUACCCGGAAUCGCCGAAAUUUCAUGGUAAAAGCGUUAGUAGUAGACGAUAACGUUGUUCAGCGGAGGCCGUAUUACCUAAGGAAGAUUUCCAAUUUCGGUAGAAAAUGAAUGCUGAAAAGCUGAAGCGCUUACAGGCGCAAGUUCGCAUAGGCGGCAAGGGUACUCCUCGUCGCAAGAAGAAGGUUGUCCAUCAGACCGCGGCGACGGAUGAUAAGAAACUGCAGAGUUCGCUGAAGAAGUUAAAUGUUACCACAAUACCCGGCAUCGAGGAGGUUAACAUAAUAAAAGAUGACCUUAGUGUGAUCCAUUUCAACAAUCCUAAAGCCCAGGCUUCGUUAUCAGCGAACACAUUCGCGAUAACAGGACAUGGGGAAAAUAAGAAAGUUGUGGAGAUGCUGCCUGAUAUAUUGCCGCAGCUUGGCCAAGAGACUGUAGUGCAACUGAGAAGGUUCGCCAGUAAUAUGUCGGUUGGCAAAACGCUCAGUGGAAUUGCUGAAGACGAUGAUGUUCCUACAUUGGUUGGUAAUUUCGACGAGGCUUCUAAAAAUGAAGUGCCAAAUACGAGUAAAGCGGCUAACGAUGAAACGAGACCUCAAGGCGAUGUCUCUACUGAAGAUAUUAAAGCCCAAGAGAAGACAGAAAUAGUGGCUGAAGUGGAGGCUGCUACGAACGGCGCCAAGAUUGCCGAAGCAACAACUCGAGAGGAGGAAAAGUUGCCCGAAAGUGAGCAAAAGGGAAAAUCGCCUUCGAAAGAAAAGGAAAAGCCAGUCGAUAAUAAGCAGGGUAACAAGGAUAAAGCAGGUGGUGGUAAUAAUAAAAAGAAGGAGCAGCAGAAAAAGGGAGAUCAGUUGCAAGAGGGAAAAGCUAAGCAAAACAUUGCUCCAUCUGAUGGGAAAAAGACACCUGAAAUUGCCAAAGUAGCGGAUACCAAGGUGCGGCAAAAAUCGAAAGAACAGAAAAAGCAGGAAAAAAAUGCGAAUGUAAAAGAGGCGUCUGCACCAGUGUCGACUGGCCCUUCAAAGGUAUCGGAGUGUCCGCAACUUCCAGAAAAAGUUGAAACUUCAGAAAAAGUUGAGCUGCCGAAGUCUGAAGUUAAAUCAAUAGAAACAAAUGCACAACAGCGGAAAGAAGAAUCAAAGUCAGCAGAAACUGAAAAACAAACGGCGGCGUGCAAGCCCACGGAAGCUCCAAAGCCAAGUAAUGAAUCGAAAAUGAGCGAAGUUUUGAAACCACUUCAAACUUCUACCCCGGGAGAAGUUACGUUCGCUGAAAUUCUUAAGCCAGCUGGGACGGUGACACCCGAAGGAGCCAACAAGCCAGCUGAGUUUUCAAAACCAGCGGAAGUUAAAAAAUCAGGCGAAGUGCCGAAAGCUGCCGAGGUCCCAAAGGCUGCCAAUACUCCAAAAUCUGUCGAAACUACUAGCUCAGUGGAAACUUCAAAACCAACCAACAAAGCUUUGAAACCAACAGAAGUUCCGAAAUCUGCCGAAAUUCCGAAACCUGCCGAAGUUCCGAAGCCUGCCGAGACUCCAAAAUCUGCCGAACUUCCGAAACCUGCCGAGACUCCAAAAUCUGCCGAACUCCCGAAACCUGCCGAGCCUCCAAAAUCUGUCGAUGCUCCAAAAUCUACCGAUGCUCCAAAAUCUGCCAAUGCUCCAAAAUCUGCUGAUACUCCUAAGCCUGCCGAUUCUCCAAAACCUGCCGAAGCUCCAAAGCUAUCAGAGGUUUUGAAACCAGUAGAAGAUCCAAAACCAAUCGAGACCGCGAAAUCAGCCGAUGCCCCAAAACAUGCUGAAGCCACGAAAUUAGUCGAGACUCCAAAAUCAGCUGAGCCCCCCAAAUUAGUCGAAGCUGUGAAACCAGCUGAGGUUCCAAAAGUAUCAGAGCCGCUUAAAUCAACGGAAACUGCAACACCGUCUCAAGUUCCGAAAUUAGCGGAGGCUCCAAAAUCAACGAGUGCUUCAAAACCAGUAGAAGUUGCAAAACCGGUGGAAGCUUCGAAACCAGUGGAAGCUCCAAAACCUGCUGGACCUAUUAAAGCAACUGAAGGCCUACAACCUGAUACUUCGAAACCGUCUGAAUCUCAAGACCCCCAAACUACAAAACCAGCCAAUGCUCCGAAGAAGACUGAGGCUUCAAAAGCAACUGCAACCUCAAAACCAGUGGACGUUUCACAAGCGUCCACAGCAGCAAAACCAGUGGAGGCUCCACAAGUAGCAGACGCCCAGAAAACGGAAGCUACGAAGCCUUUUGAGGCUUCAAAACCAGCUGAAACUCCGAAAUCCGUGGAAGCUGCCAAAUCAAUUGAUACUUUGAAUCUAGCCGAGGUUCCGAAAUCAAUCGAAGUUGUAAAGCCCGCCGAGGCUUCAAAACCAGUCCCAGAGGUCCCGAUACAACCCGCGGUUUCGAAACCAGUUGAAAUUGGAAAAACGACUGAGGCUCCGACACCAACUGAGCUUCCUAAACUAGUGGAAUCUCCAAAGCCAAUUGAAAAACCUCCACCAUUGAAGACAGGGGAAACUACAAAAACAACUGAUUUGGCGAAAGGACCGGAAAGAGAGAAGCCAGGACAGUCUAACACAACAGAUACUCACAAAGAAGUUUCUAAGCCAUCAGAUACAUCGAAGGCAGAAGCGACCUCUGCGACUGGAGAAGUACGAGUAACAUCCGAGCCUGAUAAAGCACCGAAAAAAUCGCCGCCAAAAUCAGUAACACCCCCUACUCCGAAAUCCGAUCAGAAAAAAGGUGGUGGAAAGAAGCAGGAUGCGGCUGAUCAAAAGAAUAGUCCCGGAAAUAAAUCUCAGAAUAAUGGUAAGCCUAAGCCAAAGACACCACCGCCGGCAGUAAAGACUGACAAAGCUCAUGAUCAAUCACUGCCUAAUAUUGGCAGCCCGAAUGAAGAGAAAGCUGGCAAACUAGAACCAAAGAAGACUGAUGGGGCGCCAAGUAGUUCGGAAGUGGCGACGCACGAAAAUACCCAGCAAUUGACUGAUAACGUAGUGAAAUCGCAACAGCGGAAAUCUAAAUCGCCGCAAGCUCCACCGAAACCGCAACAGCAGCAAUCAAAGCAAGAUGUAAAGGGAUCGGAACAAAAGACCCGAGAUGAGCAACCUUCACAGCAGAAACCACAAGGGAAACCAUCGGAGGAAAAGGCUCCAGAGCAGAAAGCGCAAGGGCCGGUGAAACCAUCGCAGCAGCAGCAAAAACCGCAACAGCAGCAACAGAAACAACAACAGCAGAAACAGCAACAGCCAAAGGCACCGCAGCAGCAGCAAACUAAGCCACCACAGAAAAAGCCUGAAGCUGGCCAACAACAACAGAACAAGCAGCAGCCUAAACCAAAGGCGAAGAAGGAAGGUGGAGAUCAGAAAAAAUAGUUGGCUUCGUAAUUUUUGAGAAACGCUAUUUCCUGCUUUGGUUGAUUGCUUUUAAUUUCAUGUUUUUACCUUUGAGUUUUGAAUUUGAAUCAUGUUUUGUCGUUGUUUUGAGCUUUACCUUUUCCCUGCGAAUGAUUGCUACGUACUAACCAUAUUACUAACAAAAAUCGCGGAAGCUGCGGACCGUUCUAGUUUGCAGAGUUGUGUAGUGUUGUCGCUGGACCCCUCUUUCAAGACUUUUGGAUAUGUGAUCACUCUACUCCACGAGAUGCGCUAGAAUUUCAUUAUGAGGGGUAAUGAUCUGCGACGGAUACGAUGAGGUCUGCAAGCUAGAAUAGUUCGCUAUUCUGCAAAGUUUAAGCCAACAUUUCGUUUUAAGUUGAUACGAACGCUUGUCGUAGAGUUACAGUAUUGGAUAAUUGGGGCAGUAAUAUCGUUAGUUUGGCAUUUUGGGGCAUAGAAUACGAUCGCAAUUCUCCCCUCCCAUGAAUUUUGAAUCUUUUCAUUAUUUUAAUUGGAAAUUUUGAAAUUAUUUUACAAGGAUUCAUUAGUUUCGACUGAUUUUUACAUGUUUAUUUUUUAGUUAGUUUAAAAGCUCUAGUCCCCUAUGAACUGUGAUCUGAUAAACAUUACUCAUUGAAACGCCUUAUUGUUUAGGGUUGAACGUUUCGUCAAUUCGCGACGCCUGUAAACACUCUCUAGUCUUUAGUACAUCACCUUGCCAAUGCAUUUUAAUUUUCAGUAUCGUAUUAUAGUGAUUUAUUGGAAUCAGAUAUCCCUAGUUGCCAAAAAAAUAGGAUACCGUUCUGAACGGUUGGGUUAGGAAAGUGGUUAUAAACCGAUUGAGAUACUGUUGAACUAAAUUUCUGGAAAAUAUUUGAAACUAUUAUCAUUGAAUCGCAAAAACUGGAUGAAGUAGUUCGAAAAAUUCAAAGGUGCAAUGUGCUUUGAAAGCCGUCCUGACAGUUUUUGAACUUGACUGAUUUGAAAUUUUGGAGAUAGCGCAAUCCAGACAUUGGCGGAUUGCAAAUCUUUGUUUGGAAUUUCGGGUGGAACGUGCGGAGGUUUAAAUUUUCCCACUUUCUUAAGUAUACUUGACUUAAUACUCGUUUGUCUUGAACAGCUUGUAGGCAAUAAUUGAUUAACAGUCCUCACAGGGGCAUCGCCUGAAUCCUAGUGCGAUAUUUCUGAUAUUUGUCUUAGCCCUCUUGCUCUGUAAUUGUUUUGAUAAGUGAUUAAAGUGAAUUCGGUGAAUUUGAAAAUUCACAAUCCCUGCUUUUAUAACAUGUUUGCCUUGCGAAUCGAAUAUGAUUCUUUGUGUUUUUUUUUUAAUUUUUUCGUCCAUUUACUAUAUGCCGAAGCAUAUUUAGUUUCCUAAUAUAUUUGACGAGUCUCAAGAUUACGGAAUGUUGUACUGUGAUGUUUUCAUCUAUUUGUAUUUAAUUGGAAAAGAACGAAAGCACCGCGUGAUUUCUACACGAAUUUUGAUGUUUUAAUUCUAACGAAUUUGUUUAACUUUUUAAUUGUUUCGAUGAUCGUAUACAAAGUGUACAUUUGUAAUAAUCGAAAGGGUUUAAUAAAAUGUUAAAUAUCUAUAAAA